Messenger RNA from Didymodactylos carnosus, 1236 nucleotides. The record is from the annotation of a GenBank genome assembly. Lineage: Eukaryota; Metazoa; Rotifera; Eurotatoria; Philodinida; Philodinidae.
AUGUUCAUCAAAGUUGCUGACGGUGAGAGUGCAAAUGCUGAGACGAUCGAAAUACCUGUUGAAUCGGAUGGUGGUUAUGUUUCUCUCUCGACGUUACAAUCACAAUUUCCAAAUGUUAUUGGUUUAAAAUAUAGAAGUGUAGACACAAAUGUGUGGAGAGGAGUCCGAGUGUCGGAUCAAAAAUUAUAUCAUCCAGAAAGUGCUUGGCAAACAGAUAUUGUUUACGUUACAGUUUAUCCAAAAGCUUUUGUUCCAGCAGCAGACUAUUCAGAUCGUUUAGUCGAUGUCAAACGUAAAGGUGAUGAAGUUGAAAUUGAAACUUCAUCCACGUCCAAUCAUAACUCAAUUAAAAAUCAACGUUUGGAUGGAUUGGAUAAUGAUCCUCGUCGAUGUGUCGAUUUGAUUGUACUGGGUAUUAAUUAUCGCAGUAAUGAAGAGGAUGUACGAAAUUGUUUUAGACAAUAUGGAGAACUCGUUUUCUGCGAGAUAAAACGUGAUGGAAGUGGAAAUUCACGAGGUUUCGGUUUUAUUCGUUUUAAAGACUAUGAAUCACAAUUGAAUGUUCUAAAUAAAAGACAUUAUAUAGAUGGACGCGCUUGUGAUGUUAAAAUACCAGAUUCGAAGAGCCCCGUUCAUGAACCAGAAUGUGCUCGUAAGAUAUUUGUGGCAAGACUGCCUGACAUAAUCAGUUCAGACGAUUUACAACGUUAUUUCAAAUCUUACGGCGAAGUAAUCGAUGUUUAUAUUCCCAAACCAUCUAGAAGUUUUGCAUUUGUUACGUUCAAAGACUCUACUGUGGUACCUUCAUUGUAUGGUGACCAUUUUAUUAAUGGAUGUAGUGUUCAUGUUGGACCAGCUGAACCCAAAAAUAAGCCAAAUGAAAAUCAAUUUAAACGUUCUAAACAAGAUCAUCAUUCACUUCAACGUUCAUCUUUAGUUCAUACUCAGCCUCAUACAUCUGUCGCUCCUCAUCAGUAUCAUUCACAUCAUCACCAUUCACCAACCCCUCAAGGAACAAAUAAUGAUAUGUUAAUGAAUAUGAUCAAUCCUGCUUUGAUGCAAGCAUUUUUGUCACAAUUUCAAGCUGCACAACAACAACAACAGCAACAACAACAACAAGCACAAAAAGGAUACGACUGGCCUACAGAUCCUGGAUCGCUUGCCUAUGCCAGACAUAAAUAUGCCAGUACGGAAAAUGAUACAUGGCAAACAACUCAACGUAAUUUAUAUCGUUAA